Myotis davidii is the source of this 1940-nucleotide messenger RNA. It is a transcript of the gene ZNF300, whose product is annotated as zinc finger protein 300. Gene Ontology annotation, biological process: regulation of transcription by RNA polymerase II. Gene Ontology annotation, molecular function: DNA-binding transcription factor activity; RNA polymerase II cis-regulatory region sequence-specific DNA binding. Lineage: Eukaryota; Metazoa; Chordata; Mammalia; Chiroptera; Vespertilionidae. The record is from RefSeq and is a predicted model, not a curated record. Bases 160 to 1836 code for a protein of 558 amino acids. The transcript is spliced from 3 exons.
GGUAUUGCAUGCUCUAGUAGAAAUAAGAAUGACCGCUUCAGAUUGAACAGGAAUAUACUGUUACAGGGCUUAGUAUCAUUCAAGGAUGUGGCUGUGGAUUUCACUCAGGAGGAGUGGCAGCAACUGGACCCUGCUCAGAGGACCCUGUAUAGGGAUGUGAUGCUGGAGAACUACAGCCAUCUGGUCUCAAUGGGGCAUCCAGUCUCCAAACCCGAUGUAAUCUCCAAGUUGGAACAAGGAGAAGAUCCAUGGAUCAUUAAGAGAGACAUAUCAAAUUGGAUUUAUCCAGACAGGAAGAGUAACCUUGAAAACCCCAAAUCAUGUAUUUUUGGGUCUUUUUCCUUCCAUAAUAAGACACUGAAAGGAGUCACAAAGGGUGGUUCAUUGUACUCCAUUUUAAAAGUAUGUCAUGUUGAUGGCCAGCUGCAGAGAUGUCCACAAAAUCAAGACAGACUUUUCAGUCAAGUAACAGUUAUCAGUAAUAACAGAGUGACUGUGGAGGCAGGCCAUAAAUAUAAGGCAUUGGGGAAAGUGUUUCAAGCAUUCAUAGAGCCAGAUACUUCAAGACAAAGACCCCAUAACUAUGAUGAAUUUAAAAAGUACUUGAAAUCUAGUAUUGACCCAUCUAGUUGUAAUGAGAUUGGUUCAAGAAAACAUCCUGAUGAGAGAUUUGGAUGUGAAAAAUCAUCUAGCCACAAUGUGUCCAAUUCUAAUCUUGAGGAAAUUCAAAAUGGAGUAAUACCCUGUGAUGGUAAAAACAUUUUAACUAGACAAUCUCUUCUUCAUUAUAAGAAUGUUGAAACUAAAGAGAAAACUUGUGUAUGUAUUACAUGUGGAAAAGGCUUUGCUAAGAAGUUACAGCUUAUUGUACAUCAACGAAUCCAUACUGGAAAGAAACCAUAUGAUUGUGGUGCAUGUGGGAAAGGGUUCAGUGAGAAGUUUCAUCUCAUUGUACAUCAGAGAACUCAUACAGGGGAGAAACCUUAUGAAUGUUCUGAAUGUGGAAAAGCCUUCUCUCAAAAAUCAUCUCUCAUUAUACAUCAGAGAGUCCAUACUGGGGAAAAACCUUAUGAAUGUAGUGACUGUGGGAAAGCCUUCUCCCAGAAAUCACCCCUCAUUAUACAUCAGAGAAUCCACACUGGAGAGAAACCUUAUGAAUGCAGAGAGUGUGGUAAGGCCUUCUCCCAGAAGUCACAACUGAUUAUACAUCAUAGAACUCAUACUGGAGAGAAGCCAUAUGAGUGUACUGAAUGUGGAAAAGCCUUCUGUGAGAAGUCCCACCUCAUUAUACAUAAAAGAAUUCACACUGGAGAGAAACCCUACAAAUGUGCUCAAUGUACAGAAGCCUUCAGCAGUAAGACAGAACUCAUCACACACCAGUUACUUCAUACUGGGGAGAAACCUUAUGAAUGUACCGAAUGUGGGAAGACCUUCUCCCGGAAGUCACAGCUCAUCAUACAUCAGAGAACACAUACUGGAGAGAAACCCUACCAAUGCAAUGAAUGUGGAAAGGCCUUCUGUCAGAAAUCACAUCUCAUUGGACAUCAGAGAGUUCACACAGGAGAAAAACCUUAUAUAUGUACUGAAUGUGGGAAAGCCUUCUCUCAGAAGUCCCACCUCCCAGGACAUCAGCGAAUUCAUACAGGAGAGAAGCCUUACAUGUGCGCUGAAUGUGGAAAGGCCUUUUCUCAAAAGUCAGACCUUGUUUUACAUCAGAGAAUUCAUACUGGGGAAAGACCCUAUCAGUGUGCUACAUGUGGAAAAGCCUUCAUACAGAAGUCACAACUCACUGUGCACCAGAGAAUUCAUAACAGUGGCAAAACCAUAAUGAAGUGAACACAGAAAAGCUUUCAGUAUUAGCUCAAGCCUUAAUAAAUACUAGAAACCUGAGCAAUUUGAUAAAUUUGUGGAAGACAUCAUUAUACAUAAAAUUUUACAAA